UAAGUUAAAAGGGAGAGGGUAGCCGAAUUGAGAGAAGGAAGAAAGGAGAAAAAGAAAAGGAGAAAAAAAAAGAAGCUUGUGAGAGGAGGGCUGCCGCACAAGAGGGUUUUGGUGUGAAAAGGGAAAAGAAAAAAAAAACAAGAGAGAAAAAAGGGUUCUUGACAGAGGAAACCGAGAGAGUAAAGGAGAGGCUGCACAAACACAAAAACCAAAAAAAAAGAGACAAAAGAAAAACAAACAAAAGGGAGAACAAUAGGGGGAUUCAGCGGCACAAAAGGGAAGUCGGGAAAGAAAAGAAGAAAAACAGAAAAAAAAACCAAAGAAAUCAAAGGAAGGAGAGAAGAAAUCGCACAGGAGAAGAAAUUGAAGGAGUUUCAGGAGUUGAAGAAAUCAGAAAGGAGAAAGCAAGAAAGGGAUUUCUUCUUUUGGUUCUCGAAAGAAUGAUCAAGCCCAUAGGAACAAGCACGGUGGAGUUGGGUGAUCCAGUAGAGAUCAGAGACAAGUUAGAAAAGCUACAAGAAGAGUUGGGAGAUAGUUUGAAAGAAGAUCAGUCAUUGAGACCAGUGAAGAAGGUUUCAUUCCAGACUCGAGCACCGGAAGCUUUGUCUGAGUUUUGGCAGAAGCAGGAUAUGAAUACAAAGAAAGCGUUUAGGAGUAUGUUUGGGAGAAUUGAUCAUCUGUUGACUAUCCAGACGCCAGUAACUCUCCGGAAGGCGGCUAUGCAGUAUUGGGAUCCAACAUACCGUUGCUUCACUUUUGGGUCAAUAGAUUUAUCACCAUUGAUGGAAGAGUAUGCCGAAUUAUUGGGGUACACCUUGCACGCUAAUAAAAUCUAUAACCCAAGAGAAAAAACUUUUGCGGAAGCAGUUAUCUCUAAGCUUUUGGGUUUACCAGUGAAGAAGAUUAAAGAAAUGGGAAGUACAAAGGGUGCAAGGUGGACUUUUCCAGAAGAAAUAUUGAUGAAUUUUGCUAAAGAGAAUUUCCACAAGGAAGAAGGACGAUUUGCUUUUGCAAUUGUCAUAUAUGGUACCGUGAUUUUUCCAUGUGCUGGUGGAAAUAUAGAUAGAGGUGUGAUUAAGAUGGUUAAUCAUGUUAAGCAUCAAACGACUCCAGUGCCUGCCAUAUUAUGUGAGACUUUUCGGUCCCUUAAUCACUGUCGUGUUUCUACGGAAGGGAGGUUUAUUGGGUGUGCUCAGUUGCUUGGGAUUUGGCUUAUUAGUCACCUAAAGUAUGACAAGACAGUUGGGGCUCCUUUUGUGCAGUUCCAAAAAGAUGAUUGUCAGUUGAGAGAUCCUAUUAGUGAUUUCGAAAAGGCCCUUGGGGAAUUACAAGUCAGGCUCCAGCCAUGUUUCUCCAACAAAUAA
This is a messenger RNA of Tripterygium wilfordii, 1364 nucleotides long. RefSeq lists its product as uncharacterized. Bases 441 to 1364 code for a protein of 307 amino acids. Lineage: Eukaryota; Viridiplantae; Streptophyta; Magnoliopsida; Celastrales; Celastraceae. The transcript is spliced from 3 exons. The record is from RefSeq and is a predicted model, not a curated record.